AUGUUGCACAGGUACGCGACCAAGCUUAAUCUAAGUGCCGAAUCGAGCGACGAAGAAGCUAUGAAGGACAAAUUCAAGGAUUUCGCUAAAGAGAGCAGUGCACCUGGACCUAAGCGCAUUCUUAUCGCUAACAGCAGCCUCAGCAGAGUUUUUUGGAUAACACUUCUUGUACUUCUGAUAGCAGUGUUCAUCUUUCAAGUCGCCAUACUGGUCAUAAAAUACAGAAAGCAUGAAAAAAUCACAACCAUAUCGAUGAAAUUCGAUAAUAUCGAAUUCCCAGCGAUUACCUUUUGUAAUCUCAAUCCGUACAGGAAAAGCCUUGUGUGGAUGGUGCCCUCCUUACGUGAUACG
Ostertagia ostertagi is the source of this 351-nucleotide messenger RNA. The record is from the annotation of a GenBank genome assembly. Lineage: Eukaryota; Metazoa; Nematoda; Chromadorea; Rhabditida; Trichostrongylidae.